Messenger RNA from Nothoprocta perdicaria, 3216 nucleotides. It is a transcript of the gene ZFR, whose product is annotated as zinc finger RNA binding protein. The record is from RefSeq and is a predicted model, not a curated record. NCBI's taxonomy places the organism in Eukaryota, Metazoa, Chordata, Aves, Tinamiformes, Tinamidae. Gene Ontology annotation, cellular component: precatalytic spliceosome. Gene Ontology annotation, molecular function: double-stranded RNA binding; zinc ion binding; single-stranded RNA binding.
AGUGCCCAGCCGGCUGGGAGAAGAUGCCAAAAUGGCCACCGGCAACUACUUUGGAUUCACCCAUAGCGGGGCUGCUGCCCAGUACAGCCAGCAGCCAGCUUCGGGGGUAGCCUAUUCCCAUCCGACCACAGUUGCCAGCUACACUGUCCACCAGGCCCCCGUCGCUGCGCACACCGUCACUGCGGCCUACGCUCCCGCGGCGGCGACAGUUGCAGUCGCCCGGCCUGCGCCGGUAGCUGUUGCAGCUGCUGCAACAGCUGCUGCCUACGGAGGUUACCCUACAGCACACACAGCUACAGAUUAUGGUUAUACGCAGCGGCAACAAGAAGCUCCCCCACCACCGCCUCCUGUCACUACACAGAAUUACCAGGAUUCCUAUUCGUAUGUUCGAUCUACUGCCCCAGCUGUAGCUUAUGACAGCAAACAGUACUAUCAACAGCCAACAGCAACUGCUGCGGCCGUGGCCGCUGCCGCCCAGCCGCAGCCUUCCGUAGCCGAAUCCUACUACCAGACAGCUCCAAAAGCAGGAUAUAGCCAAGGGGCGACUCAGUAUACUCAAGCCCAGCAAACACGGCAAGUGACAGCUAUAAAACCUGCGACUCCAAGUCCGGCUACAACUACAUUUUCUAUUUAUCCAGUAUCCUCUACUGURCAGCCAGUAGCAGCUGCAGCUACUGUUGUUCCAUCCUAUACUCAAAGUGCAACGUACAGUACAACAGCAGUUACUUACUCUGGUACCUCUUAUUCCGGCUAUGAAGCUGCAGUCUAUUCGGCUGCAUCAUCCUAUUACCAGCAGCAGCAGCAACAACAGAAACAGGCGGCRGCAGCAGCUGCUGCUGCUGCUGCAACAGCCGCUUGGACAGGGACCACCUUUACUAAAAAGGCACCAUUCCAAAAUAAGCAACUGAAACCAAAACAACCUCCCAAACCACCCCAGAUCCACUACUGUGAUGUUUGUAAGAUCAGCUGUGCUGGACCACAGACUUAUAAAGAACACUUGGAAGGCCAGAAACACAAAAAGAAAGAAGCGGCAUUAAAAGCUUCCCAGAACACCAAUAACAGCAGCACUUCUGCUCGAGGAACUCAGAAUCAGUUGCGCUGUGAACUUUGUGACGUGUCUUGUACAGGAGCAGAUGCUUAUGCUGCCCAUAUCCGUGGAGCCAAGCAUCAGAAAGUAGUAAAAUUGCACACAAAACUUGGCAAACCCAUUCCUUCAACAGAACCAAAUGUAGUUACCCAGGCUACUUCCUCAACAUCUACAUCUGCUUCCAAACCAACUGCCUCUGCUUCAAGUAUAACAACUAGCAGCAGUACUGUGAACUCCUCUGUGGCAUCCUCUGCGGUGAAAAUUCUUACUCCCACGACAAACACACCACUUAACACAGCGUCCAACAACAAAACAACUUCAACUGCUGCUAAUAUACCUGUAAAGAAAAUAUCUACACCGAAAAUAAACUUUGUUGGUGGUAAUAAACUUCAGACAACAGGAAGUAAACUGGAAGAAAUGAAAUCARCUGAGACUGUUAAAGCAGCUCCCGCUGCUGCCGUGCAAACGCAGGAAGCAAAGCCAGAGACAGCGUCUGAACCAGUGACUCCCACAACUCUGGCUGCCUUGCAGAGUGAUGUCCAGCCAGUAGGCCAUGACUAUGUAGAGGAGGUACGAAAUGAUGAAGGAAAGGUGAUCCGCUUCCACUGCAAACUUUGUGAAUGCAGUUUUAAUGAUCCUAAUGCCAAGGAGAUGCAUUUAAAAGGGAGGCGGCACAGACUGCAGUAUAAAAAAAAAGUAAACCCAGAUUUACAAGUAGAAGUAAAGCCCAGUAUUCGAGCAAGGAAAAUUCAAGAAGAGAAAAUGAGGAAACAGAUGCAGAAAGAAGAAUACUGGCGAAGGCGAGAAGAGGAGGAACGCUGGCGGAUGGAGAUGAGGCGUUAUGAAGAGGACAUGUACUGGAGGAGAAUGGAGGAGGAGCAGCAUCACUGGGAUGACCGUCGCAGAAUGCCCGAUGGAGGAUAUCCUCAUGGUCCUCCGGGCCCUCUGGGCCUGCUGGGCGUUAGACCCGGAAUGCCUCCUCAGCCCCAAGGACCAGCUCCUCUACGCCGGCCAGACUCCUCUGAUGACCGCUACGUGAUGACCAAGCACGCAGCAAUAUAUCCAACAGAGGAGGAACUUCAAGCAGUCCAAAAAAUUGUUUCUAUUACUGAGCGUGCUUUGAAACUCGUUUCUGACAACAUGACUGACCAUGAAAAAAGCAAGAACAAAGAGGGAGAUGAUAAGAAAGAUGGCAGUAAAGACAGAGCUUUGAAAGGAGUUUUACGGGUAGGCGUUCUGGCUAAAGGGUUGCUGCUCCGUGGAGACCGCAACGUCAAUCUUGUUUUGCUGUGUGCUGAGAAGCCUUCAAAGACRUUACUCAGCCGUAUUGCGGAAAGUCUUCCCAAACAACUUGCAGUAAUAAGUCCUGAGAAAUAUGAUAUCAAGUGUGCGGUACCAGAAGCAGCAAUAAUUCUAAAUUCAUGUGUGGAACCCAAAAUGCAAGUUACUAUCACACUGACGUCUCCAGUCAUUCGGGAGGAGAACAUGAGGGAUGGAGAUGUAACCUCGGGUAUGGUGAAAGACCCACCGGACGUCUUGGACAGGCAAAAAUGCCUUGACGCUCUGGCUGCUCUACGCCACGCUAAGUGGUUCCAGGCUAGAGCUAACGGUCUGCAGUCCUGUGUGAUUAUCAUACGUAUUCUUCGUGACCUCUGUCAGCGAGUUCCAACUUGGUCUGAUUUUCCAAGCUGGGCGAUGGAGCUGCUUGUGGAGAAGGCAAUCAGCAGCGCUACCGGGCCACAGAGUCCUGGGGAUGCACUGAGAAGAGUUUUUGAGUGUAUAUCUUCAGGAAUUAUCCUUAAAGGUGGUCCUGGCCUUCUGGAUCCAUGUGAGAAAGAUCCUUUUGAUACACUUGCUGUCAUGACAGAUCAACAACGAGAGGAUAUUACUUCGAGUGCACAGUUUGCACUGCGACUCCUUGCAUUCCGUCAAAUACACAAAGUUUUGGGAAUGGAUCCAUUACCGCAGAUGAAUCAACGCUUCAACAUCCAUAACAAUCGUAAAAGGAGAAGGGACAGUGAUGGGUUGAUGGAUUUGAAGCCGAGGGGAAAAAAGAUAAAAAAGAUUAUGAUAAUUUCUAAAAAUGUUAGUCAUCAGUGCUAAAAUUGAAGGCGAUAAAAGUCCAUUUG